AUGCCUCGCCAAUUCUUCGUCGGUGGUAACUUCAAAAUGAACGGUGUUGCCCAGAGCAUCACUGACAUCGUGAAAAACCUGAAUGGCGCCAAGCUCGACGACACCACCGAGAUCGGUGUUGCUGCCCAAAACGUCUACGACAAGCCCAACGGUGCUUUCACCGGCGAGAUCAGCGUCGAGCAGCUCCGCGAUAACAAGAUUAACUGGGCUGUCAUCGGCCACAGCGAGCGCCGAGUGAUCCUGAAGGAGUCUGACGAGUUCAUUGCCCGCAAGACCAAGGCCGCCAUUGAGGGCGGUGUCUCUGUCAUCUUCUGCAUCGGAGAGACCCUUGAGGAGCGUGAGGGCAACCAGACCAUCGAGGUCGUCACCCGCCAACUUAACGCUGUCGCCAAGGAGCUGAGCGCAGAGCAGUGGGCCAAGGUCGUCAUUGCCUACGAACCUGUCUGGGCUAUUGGCACCGGAAAGGUCGCCACCACUGAGCAGGCUCAGGAGGUCCACGCCGCUAUCCGCAAGUGGCUCGGCGAGGCCAUCUCCGCCCAGGCUCAGGAGAACGUUCGCGUCAUCUACGGUGGCUCUGUCAGCGAGAAGAACUGCCGUGAGCUCGCUACUCAGCCCGAUGUUGACGGUUUCUUGGUUGGCGGUGCCAGCUUGAAGCCUGCCUUCGUCGACAUCAUCAACGCCCGCAUCUAA
Molecule: messenger RNA, 690 nt
Organism: Penicillium egyptiacum
Lineage: Eukaryota; Fungi; Ascomycota; Eurotiomycetes; Eurotiales; Aspergillaceae
Source: the annotation of a GenBank genome assembly